Messenger RNA from Hermetia illucens (black soldier fly), 1106 nucleotides. It is a transcript of the gene Mat1, whose product is annotated as CDK-activating kinase assembly factor MAT1. The record is from RefSeq and is a predicted model, not a curated record. Bases 91 to 1026 code for a protein of 311 amino acids. Gene Ontology annotation, cellular component: transcription factor TFIIH holo complex. Gene Ontology annotation, molecular function: cyclin-dependent protein serine/threonine kinase activator activity. Gene Ontology annotation, biological process: nucleotide-excision repair; positive regulation of cyclin-dependent protein serine/threonine kinase activity; regulation of transcription by RNA polymerase II. The transcript has 5 exons. NCBI's taxonomy places the organism in Eukaryota, Metazoa, Arthropoda, Insecta, Diptera, Stratiomyidae.
GUCCAGUGUUAUUGGGAAGUGGUUGCAGAUUUUCUCAUAGGAAUCCUCCACUGUGUUGCAUUCAGAAUUUUUAAAAUUUAUCAAUAGAAAAUGGAUGAACAAGCCUGCCCUCGAUGCAAAACCACGAAAUAUCGAAAUCCUUCGUUGAAGUUGAUGGUGAACGUGUGCGGACACACUUUGUGUGAGAGUUGCGUGGAUCUACUAUUUUUGAAAGGAUCUGGCUCUUGUCCCGAAUGCAAUGUUCCCUUACGGCGAAGCAACUUCCGUGUGCAGAUGUUCGAUGACCCAAUGGUGGAAAAAGAAAUUGAUAUCAGGAAAAGGAUUCUCAGAGAUUACAACAAAAAGGAAGAAGAUUUCGAAACCCUCCAAGAAUACAAUGACUACCUGGAAGAAAUCGAGUGUAUCGUCUACAACCUUUGCAAUAACAUUGAUUUACUUAAUACUAACAAGAAAAUUGAGCAAUACAAAAAGGAAAAUCGCGAAGUGAUAAUGCGGAAUAAAACAAAAAUUGGCCGAGAGGAAUAUGAGCUGGAGGAAAUGUUGGAGAUAGAGAAGCAACAAGAGGAGCUGAGACGAAUAGAAUUGCAGGAAAUUGAACAGGAAAAUAAAAAGAAGAAAAUCAGGGAGAAAGAAGCUUUAAUCGAUGAAUUGAUGUCUAGUCACGAAGAUGCUUCUAAAAUUGUCAGUGCAUUUGCCGAGCAAGCUGAGAAAACACGUGAAGAAGCAAAGACCAUUCCAGCUGUUAAGCGAAGUGAAUUCUCGACUGGAAUCAAAUUCGGACGUGGCACUCAGCAGGGAUUCCUCCCAGUUCCAAAAAUGGAAGAAGGUCCACUGUAUAAUUAUGUUGCACCGAAAUUAUGGUUUGAUGGUCCCCCAAUUCCAUCCGCCCCGGAAAUCGAGGGUAAGGGUUAUGUGCAACAUAUUCGCGGGGAGUUGCCUGCUGAACGAGCCGGUGGAUAUCGAUCAGUGAUUGCUUGUCAGCGAGCUCUGCAGGAAGCACUGCAAGGACUUUAUCAUGGAAGUUGAAGAGAAGAUGGAGGGGUUGUACCAUAGAAAUGUUUCAGGUUAAUAUUUUUCAAAGUUUAAUAAAGUGAAAAUAAUCUCAA